ACCCCAACCAACCCCCCCCCACCACCAAAAACUCCCCCCCCCACCCCACCCCCCCCAACACAACCUCCCCAACACAGACACCCACCACCAACCCCCCACACCCCACCCCCCCCACAAACCCCCCCCCACCACCCCCCCCCCCCCCCACCCCCACCCAACCCCAGCCCCCCCCACACCCCACACCCCCCACCAGCCCCCACCCCAACCAAAACCCAACCCACCCAACCACCCCCCCACCCCCAACCACCCCCCCCACCCACACACCCACACCACCCCCCACCCCCACCACCCCCCCCCCACAACCCCCCACACCACCCCCCCACGCCCACCCACACCCCCCCCCCCCCCCCCCCCCCACCAACCCAACCCCACCCCCACCCCCCACCCCCACACCAAACCCCCACACCCACCCACCCACCCACCCCCCCCCCCCCCACCCCCCAAAACCCACCCCCCCCCCCCCCCCAACCCCCCCCCACCACCCCACCCCCCCCCACCCCGACCCACCACAACCCCCCCCCCCCAACCCCCCCCCCACCCCCACCCACCCCCCCAAAACCCCCACCCCCCCACCACACCCCCCCCCCACACAACACCACCCCCACACCCCCCCCCCCCCCCCCACCCCCACAACCCCCCCCCCCCACCCCCCCCCCACCCACACCCCACCACUCCACCCCCACACCCCCCCCCCAACCAACACCACCCCCCCCAACAACACCACCCACCCCCCACCCCCCCCCACCCCCCCCCCCCCCCCAACCACCACCCCCCACCCCACCCCCCCCCACACCACCCCCCCCCCCCAAACCCCCCCCCCCACCCCCCCCACCCCCCCCCCCCCCCCCCCCACCCCCACCACCCCCACCCAACCCCCCCCCCACCCCCCACCCAACCCCACCCCCCCCACACCACCCCCACCCACCACCCGCCACCCCCCCACCCCACAAACCCACCCCAACCCCCCCCCCCCCCCCACCACCCCCACCCACCCACCACCAUCCACCCCCACCACCCACAACACCACCCCCCCCCCCCCCGCCCCCACCCCCCCCCCCACCCCACCCCCCCCCCCCCCACCCCCCACCCCACCCCACCCCACCACCACCCCACCCCAACCCACCCCCCCCCAACCCACCCCCCCCG
Messenger RNA from Sceloporus undulatus (fence lizard), 1146 nucleotides. RefSeq names its product basic proline-rich protein-like. Lineage: Eukaryota; Metazoa; Chordata; Lepidosauria; Squamata; Phrynosomatidae. The annotation marks the transcript as partial. The record is from RefSeq and is a predicted model, not a curated record. The transcript has 6 exons.